Molecule: messenger RNA, 1673 nt
Organism: Camellia sinensis
Lineage: Eukaryota; Viridiplantae; Streptophyta; Magnoliopsida; Ericales; Theaceae
Product: RNA-binding (RRM/RBD/RNP motifs) family protein
Biological process (GO): regulation of gene expression
Cellular component (GO): nucleoplasm; chromatin
Molecular function (GO): RNA binding
Source: RefSeq, a predicted model, not a curated record
AGUCAAUGGUUAAUGUACGAUCAUCGUGCGGUUCAGAUUGAUUGGUCUAGGGUUUCCGUCUUUCUUCAGCUACUCGGGAACGCCGACAGAGUUCUGAAACUUACGAACACAGAAACUAGGGCUCCAAUAUCUCUCUCUCUCUCUCUCUUUGGAAACACUCCCUCCGUUUGUAGCCGUUACAACGCCAGUAUCAUGAUGGAAGAUGACACCAGAGAUAUGGAACCAACCAUGGACGGAGAAGCUAACGACGUUAGAGCCUCAGACCGAAUUGACGACGACAAGCCUCAUCAUCGUUCCGGUGAUGGAGCUAGCCCUGGAAAAAUAUUUAUCGGAGGUUUGGCAAGGGAGACAACUUCUGCUCAAUUUCUUAAGCAUUUCGGUAAAUAUGGUGAAAUUACGGAUUCUGUGAUUAUGAAGGACCGGAUGACCGGACAACCCCGUGGAUUUGGGUUUGUAACUUAUGCAGAUCCUUCUGUGGUUGAUCAAGUUAUUGAGGACACACAUAUUAUCAAUGGAAAGCAAGUAGAAAUUAAGCGGACUAUACCAAAGGGAGCCAUUGGUUCUAAGGAUUUCAAGACUAAGAAAAUCUUUGUGGGUGGUAUUCCAACAACCGUGAAUGAAGAUGAGUUCAAGGACUUCUUUUCAAAAUUUGGAGAGGUCAGGGAGCACCAAAUCAUGCGGGACCAUUCCAGUGGCCGUUCUCGUGGAUUUGGAUUUAUUACAUUUGACACAGAGCAAGCUGUUGAUGAUCUCUUGGCAAAUGGAAACAGGAUUGAAUUUGCUGGAGCUCAGGUGGAGAUCAAGAAGGCAGAGCCCAAGAAACCGAACGCCCCACCACCACCAUCCAAGCGUCACAGUAACUCUAAAGCUGCAUUUGGCGGUGGGUUUGGAGAUCCUUAUGGCGAAUAUGGUGGAGCUGGAUUUGGUGCUGGUUCUUAUAGGUCAGGUGGAGCCUAUGGAGCUAGAGCCAGUGCUUACGGUGGUUAUGGUGACAACGAAUUUGGUGGUUAUGGGGGAUAUGGUGGUGGUGGUGGUGGUGGUGGUGGUUUUGGAGGCUAUAGAGGAGAACCCUCCUUGGGGUACUCAGGCCGUUAUGGUGGAGGCUUUGGUAGAGGUUAUGAUCUAGGUGGUGGUUAUGGUGGGCUUGGUGAGAGCUAUAGAGGAUAUGGUGGUGCUGCUGGUACAGGUGCCAGUGGUGCUGGUGGUGGCUAUGGAGGAAGCUAUGAUACUGGCCUUGGCGGUGGCUAUGGAGGGGGCGGUGAAGGUUCUUUUUAUGGAAGUAGAGGAGGUUAUGGUGGUGCUGCUGCUGGAGGAAGGAGGUAUCAUCCUUAUGGAAGGUAGGGGGAUUACAAAGGGAGUCAUCUUGUUGAACUCAAAGUGCUAAAUUGACUAUUGAGGUUGUCUUUAGUUUGUGGCACUGAUGUGAAAGUAGGGCUAGAUUAUGCUCUCGGGUUCUAUUCAUUUGACAUUUUUGUAUCUUUAAGUGAGAAUUUGUUAUUUCUUGCGUCCAUUUCUUUACGAUAAAUUCUCUCAGAUAUGUUUCAAUAGAUGAUUAAUUCAAUUGGUAUGGAUUAGCUGAAGAGAUUAUUAAUUUUUUUUUUUCACAUGUUGACACCAGACAGUUAAAUUUUCUGAUUGUUGUGGAAUAGAAUCUGGAUUAUAAGUUGCAGUUA